AAAAAGGGGAGCGCGAGUAAAUGGAUGGUGACUGGCUCGACGGUGUGGACUCGCGCGAUCGUUAUCACAGCAAUAGAGAAUUAAGUUUCGGUUGGUGUUCGAUGUUUUAAGGCUCCACCAACAAAAGGGUAGCUGUGUUGUGGCGAAAAACUCUUUAACAUGUUUAUCGAUCGUGACUGAUCGUUGAGAUCUGUUUUACGAACCGAACGAUGAAGCGACUUGAAAUGAAGCAGAUAAUCUUGAUGGGUCUUGCCGCUGACGGUGAAGUUUAUCCUUUUCCAGUUAGAUAAUUAAUAUUCAACAAUACCGAUUCCUUCUAGAACUCUUUCAUGACAGUCACUCAUGUACCAACGGAUGAAUUCAACACAAAAGUUGUUACGAUAAUUAAGAUGUCCCUUAAUGACACAAUUCAAACGUUUGAGUUUCGAAAGUUUGAACAGAACACAGGACUCAACCUCACUCCAUUUUAUCAGACGCAUGCGGUAGGCCAAUCCGUUGCUGACCAUUUCGUAAAAUUCACUCACUUUAAAUUGUGCACCAUAAAUAAUUAACAUAAGUUUGCCUUAUCGCGCCUCUUCCAUCAACCUCCGAACCGAGGCCACGGUCUGCAGCGUCCAGAUCGAUCCGUGAUGAUCGCGCCAAAAUCGUGUCCCAUGAAGGCUCAUGGGUUCCGGGGUAACCAGAAUAAAUGAGAACAAGUAAGACGCCUGCAAAAACGGAAAGGUAGACACUGAUGGAAAGAUACAGGGAGCCCGGAGGACACCGACGAAGUCCAACCAAAUCGAACGGGCGACCGAGCAGCGCGAAAGCCCAUGCCGUCCAAAGUGACAUCAUCCGUCACCGUAUGGCCAGAGUGUUCGACAGCGUGGAAGGAACGGCACGAACAUGGCCGGAAUGGCUCGAUCGACGGCAGGAACGAAGGCAACAAUCGCGUCUGGACGAUCUUGGACUCGGUUUCGAUGGAUCGGCGCGAUUUCAGGUGAAUUUCGCGGACGAAUGCACCUUGAACGCGUCGUCGUCCAUUUCGGUGGUGGCCAUCGUAUUUUUGUCGAAUGAGGGUAAUCUGCACAGGAAAGGAGAAGGAGCCGUUUCGUGGAAGUAAUGUCAGACGGCGAAGAGGACACAUCAUUGUCCAAGACGCAUAUCUGUGUAAGUGGAACUAAACGAUCGAUCUGAGACGAAACGAGACGUGCUCAGAAAUGUUUGAAGUUGGUUUUGAUUUGAACCGUACUUCAGAACUCGUCAACCCGUAAUCCAGUAGCUUCAAAUAAAGGAGCAUA
Anopheles stephensi (Asian malaria mosquito) is the source of this 1280-nucleotide messenger RNA. RefSeq lists its product as uncharacterized. The coding region runs from base 734 to 1102 and encodes 122 amino acids. The transcript is spliced from 2 exons. The record is from RefSeq and is a predicted model, not a curated record. NCBI's taxonomy places the organism in Eukaryota, Metazoa, Arthropoda, Insecta, Diptera, Culicidae.